Larimichthys crocea (large yellow croaker) is the source of this 2991-nucleotide messenger RNA. It is a transcript of the gene ghrhrl, whose product is annotated as growth hormone releasing hormone receptor, like. Gene Ontology annotation, cellular component: plasma membrane. The coding region runs from base 1317 to 2564 and encodes 415 amino acids. The transcript is spliced from 13 exons. The record is from RefSeq and is a predicted model, not a curated record. Gene Ontology annotation, molecular function: growth hormone-releasing hormone receptor activity; growth factor binding; G protein-coupled peptide receptor activity. NCBI's taxonomy places the organism in Eukaryota, Metazoa, Chordata, Actinopteri, Sciaenidae. Gene Ontology annotation, biological process: adenylate cyclase-activating G protein-coupled receptor signaling pathway; cell surface receptor signaling pathway; positive regulation of cell population proliferation.
AGCACAAAAGUGUGUUUCCUGUAUAACAAUACCACAAGAGGCAAUGAAGAGGGGGGUCAAUCUAAGUUUAUUAUGUUCGAGGAAGAUAAAAAAAAGAGUUAAAUACCGACAACAGCUUGUUCUGUAAUAAACCAUAAAGCCGUGAACCAUAAAUAAUUUAAACCAAGGCAAAUAUCUCCUCUGUUAAUUUUAUGUUGAUACAUUUCUAGCUAAUGUUUAAUAGUUCACUAUGUGAAACAUUUCAGAACACCAGGAGUGAAAAAAGCCUGUCAAGAAAAUAAUCAGUGACUCUGUUGUUGUUCUUUUCUCAUUGUGCUUUUGUCAGAACCUGUUGUGUUAAUCAUCAUUAAUGUAUUCAUGUUCUUAUCAAAGCUGAAAUGAGUAGCAGAUUAGGUAAUCAAUUAGUUGACUGACUGAUCUGCAACGAUUUUGUUUAUGUCAGUUUUCUAGCAAAAAUGACGUUACAUUGGGAAUUAUGACAGAGAACUUUCACUAUUUACUGAGAGAAAAACAAUGAAUUGAUUAAUCAAGAAAAUAGUUGCCACAUUUAUUGAUAAUGAAUAUAGUCAUUACUUUAAACCUUAACCCUUAUAAGAGCAUUUUAGCUGUUAUUUGGUGUUAAAUUCUUUUAAUCUUUUUUUUUUCUCCUUUAGAAAACUCAACAAAAUUCAGAUUACAGAAUGCACAAAUAAAAAAUAUUAAUAACAAUCUGGUACUCAGACAUAAUUUAAAAAAAAUGUAUGUUAAUGAUCAGCCAUAGAAACAUAAAGCAAACAGAACAUUGUUUUUCCAUCAAAGCCUGGCCUCUUCUCAUCCAUGUGACCCCUCUCGGUUUGUGUGCCUGAUUUCUCCACCUCACAUGACACAAGAACAAACUUUGUGUGAGUAUUUGGCGACACAGACUGGCGCAGGAAAGCAGAGGGAUGAAUUUAGACUGUCACCUAAUACCGGCUGCAAAACGGCCUCAGCUGUAAAGCCUGCUGGCAGAACUAGGAGCUUUCCCUUUCAAAAUAAAAGAGAAACGUGUCUCGUCACAGUCGUGCAACACAUGGUUAAUCAGACUUUAAUACUUUAUUAUGCCACUGGAGGGGGGGUGCUUUGCAGGGGUUUAAAAAUCUGUGCCAUUUUAGAGACAUUUCCUACCGACAGUUUCUAAAUAAGGGCUUUGUGCUGAAAUUUUCACACAGGAAGUGCUACAUUUUCAUUGUUGCAUACUUGACACUGCUGUAUUUACACAUGGGGAGACAGAGAGGGGCUCAGCAUCCCGUCCUGCUGUGUCUCCUGGAGGAGAGCCGGACUGAACGCAGCUCAGCAACAUGACCUGUCUGCACAUCAGAGGGAUUCUUCUCACUCUGUGUUUGGCUCCAACUGCUUUGUCGAGCCUGCACCCUGAAUGUGAGUUCAUCUUUCAGCUGGAGAAAGACGAGCGUAACUGCCUUCAGUACAUUACAGAGCACGGCAACAGCAGCACAGAAGGUUGUCGGCCCUUCUGGGAUGCAGUCGUCUGCUGGCCUCAUGCACUUAUUGGGGAAAUAGUCCACAGAGCUUGUCCUGCGGUCUUCUCCCUCUUCAAAAACAACACAGGUUCAGUGAGCCGUAACUGUACCAGUGGAGGUUGGUCCAGACCUUCAUCACCGUACCACAUCGCCUGCAGUGUGGAUGAUGACAUUCCUGAGACAGAGGAAUCAUACUUUGCCACAGUGAAGCUCAUAUACACUAUUGGCUACAGCAUCUCUCUCGUGGUGCUGGCUGCUGCUGUGUUGAUCCUUUUGUUCUUCAGGAGGUUACGUUGUGCCAGGAACUUCAUUCACAUCCAGCUCUUCAUCACGUUUAUCCUGAAAGCUGUGUCCGUGUUCAUUAAGGAUGCUACUCUGUUCUCAAGUGAUGACACCAACCACUGCACCCUUUCUACAUUUGCCUGUAAGGCCUCUGUGGUCUUCUGUCACUACUGUGUAAUGGCUAAUUUUUUCUGGCUCCUGGUGGAGGCACUUUACCUCAAUUCCCUGCUGCUUUCAUCCUUCUAUCACAGCCGUCGAUGCCUCUGGGGCUUCGGCCUGCUGGGUUGGGGUGUACCUGUGCUCUUCAUCGUCCUGUGGAUUGGAUCCAGGGUAUACUUUGAGGACACAGAAUGUUGGGACAUCAAUGAAGACUCGCCCUAUUGGUGGAUCAUCAAGGGACCAAUUGUUCUGUCUAUAGCGGUCAAUUUCAUGCUCUUCAUAAACAUCAUCAGAAUCCUGAUACAGAAGCUCAAUCCUCGGCUGAUUCAGUUCAAUAACUCCUCUCAGUACAGACGCCUGACUAAGUCGACCCUUCUCCUCAUCCCUUUGUUUGGUACUCACUACAUGUUCUUCAAUUUCCUGCCUGACUACUUCAAUGUUAACCUGCGCCUCUGUAUCGAACUCUGCAUGGGAUCCUUCCAGGGCCUUCUCGUUGCAAUUCUCUAUUGCUUCCUCAAUCAAGAGGUCCAAAAAGAGGUCCACAUGCAGUGGCUGAGGUGGCAGGAGCGGAGCUAUGGUGUGGUGUCACCUGCUGCAAAAGGCAGCCAGAUGGACACACCCUUCUAGUUGUGUCAUGACACGUCUUUACCUACAGUACUAAGACUUCUGCUAAAUGAACACCAUGCACACUUUAUUUGUGAGGAUUUUGUUUGUGUUUAUGUGUUAUAAUCUGCGAUGUCUUUUAUGUAAAUCAAACAUUUGCCUUAAACUGAAUGUAUGAACAAGUCGUAGUCAGGCUGUUUUAUUGUCACCUUUCUCUGUUGUUGCACUUAGAUGUUCCUGCUUUUCUUGUGCCUCUUUCUCUGACGCUUUAAUGCCGUCUGAAAAUGACAGAUUUCUCAAAGUUAAAGCAUAAUAAUUAUACUCUGUUUAAUGUAUAUGUAAAUAUAGCUCUCUGCAGCCUCUUCCAAUAAGCGAAGAUGUCCCCAGUUGGCAGCUACAGAAUGUUCAGUCAGUAAUAAAAGCUUAAAUAAGUAUUUUGUAACAUUUUUUU